AUGGAGCCAACUCUAGGAAGGUUUGAGAUGGAGAAGUUUGACGGCAAAGGUGACUUUGGGAUGUGGAAGUUCAAGAUGAUGGGUCAACUAGAGAUACAAGGUCUGCUUUCAGUUAUUAAAGAAGAUUUUACUAUUUAUUUAAAAUCUGAUAAGCAAGAAGAAGGAUCAGAAGCAAAGGUUGAUGACAAGAAGGCAGCUAAAGAUCUCAGAGUAAGAAGUCUGCUGGGAACAUGCUUAAGUGAUCCUAUUCUGAGGAAGAUUAUGCAUGAGACAACUGCAUUGGGCAUGUGGAAGGCACUUGAAAGGAUUUAUCAAACUAAGUCUCUUCCUAACAGAAUAUACUUGAAGAAACAAUUCUCUUGCUAUAAGAUGGAAGAAGACAAGACGAUAGAAGAGAAUGUUGACAUAUUUCUGAGGCUCAUUGCAGAUUUGGACAGUCUCAAGGUUAGUAUCUCAGAUGAAGACCAUGCCAUACAGCUCUUGUCAGGACUUCCAGCAGCAUAUGAACCAUUGGUUCACACUCUCCAGUACGGGUCUGGAAAGGAGACGCUUACAGUGAAUGAAGUAGUUACUUCAGCCUAUUCUAAAGAAGCUGAACUUAGGCAAAAGGGAUUACUCAAUAAAAGUAGGCAGGUUGCGGAGGGUUUGUAUGUUGAGUCAAGAGGAAGAUCAGAUAAGCAGGGAGGAAGUCCUAAGAACAAGAGCAGGUCAAAGUCAAAACAGAAGUUUGAUAAGAACAACACAGGUUGUUUUAUUUGUGGAUCAGAAGAUCACUGGAAAAGGGAAUGUCCAGAAAGGAAGAAGCCGCCUAAUUCUGCAAAUAUUGCAGUGGAACCUAAACAACCGAUAGUGUUAACUGUUAGCACUCAAGACUCAAAGAAGGAAUGGGUUAUGGACUCAGCCAUCACUUAUGGUAACAUCAAAGGAAUAGGGAAGAUUCGGAUUCAGAAUCCAGAUGGUUCUGAGGUGAUACUUAGGGAUGUAAAAUACAUACCGGAGGUGAGUAGGAAUCUUAUUUCUUACGGGAUGUUAGAAAGAUCAGGUUGUAGAUAUGAAGGAAGAAACUUCAAGGUUCGGUUCUACAAAGGCGGGAAGAAGGCAAUCUCAGGAAAAUACAAGGAUGGAUUGUAUUAUCUUGAAGGCAAGGUCUCUAAGAAUGAAGAGAACAAUUCUGGAGUUGAGAAGGAAGUUAGACAGGAAAGGUCAAAGAAAGUGACUUUUGGUCAGAAUCUGGUUCAGGAAGCAACUCCUAAUGGUUUGGAAAAAGAUGAUUCAUUAGCUCAAGGUGGAGAUUCUAAAGAAACUGAAUCUAAAGAGAGCAAUGAAGAAUCUGGGAUAAAAGAGCUUGAGGUGGAAGGCUUGGAAAAGGUUUCUAAGAUAUUGGGAAUGGGGAUCUUCGGAGAUAGAGCUAAGGAAGAAGAAACUCUAUCUAAGAUUUAUUCCAAUGAAGAGAAAGAAGAUUUUCCAAGUAAAGCAGUACCUGGACAAAAGCUUCAGGUUUGCUGCAAGUUUCCAAGCUUAAACUGA
This is a messenger RNA of Microthlaspi erraticum, 1527 nucleotides long. The record is from the annotation of a GenBank genome assembly. Lineage: Eukaryota; Viridiplantae; Streptophyta; Magnoliopsida; Brassicales; Brassicaceae.